Messenger RNA from Trichoplusia ni (cabbage looper), 2728 nucleotides. RefSeq lists its product as uncharacterized. Bases 1404 to 2207 code for a protein of 267 amino acids. The transcript has 4 exons. NCBI's taxonomy places the organism in Eukaryota, Metazoa, Arthropoda, Insecta, Lepidoptera, Noctuidae. The record is from RefSeq and is a predicted model, not a curated record.
GUCAUAAUACGUUGACGCAUUAAAGUUUACCUCUGGCAACUGAAACAGACGCAAUCUUUUAGGUUUUGCUGAUCUAGCUUUCAAAAUUCGAGGAGCAGCUAAAUCAUGUAUGUGCGGCUGGAAAUCAGUCAACAUUGCGAGUAAUAAGUUUUCUGGAUGUGCGAAAUAAGCAUUUCUUUGAAUAACUGGGUCAACAAUAUUUUUCAAAGUUGUCGGUAAAUAUCUGGUGAGCUCGAUGAGCUUAAACAAGUGUCGAGGUCCAUCUUUACAGCUAGGGUGCGUUUUUAUAGCAAACCAUACUAGAGCGUAAACUCUGACAAUGUAUGUUGCCAGGGUGAUGAGAUUUUCAGAAGGAGUUUCCACUGAAACAUACAAACGGAGAAUCCUGUUGGCACGAGUGAGUCAUCGGGCAUGGGACAUUUUGCCUGGUGAUUUGUUCGCUAAAUCGUUACGAAAGGUGCCUGUGGAAACUGCUCGAACUAUUUUGUACCAGUACUUCUGGUCUGUGCUAAUGUCUUCAGCGGAAAGUUCUGGUAAAUCCGCAGGAAUAGAUUGAAAAGGGACUAUAGGUCGUUUUUCACUUAUCAAGCUCUUUGCCAAUGCUUCCUGAAAAUGUCCGUGGUCCAGACGUAGUGCCAUCGAUGUGUUCAAACAAGUGUCUAAAUGGGAGUUCAUUCAUAUGCAAAAGGCAAAUAAUCAACUGCAAGGGUCGAUCCAGUCUUUUUUCUAAUAUCCGUAUAAUACCGCCGUACUUACCAAUUACGUUGGUGCCGUCACAUCCGAUUGCAACCAAACCAUUUAUCGAGAUAUCCUUAUUCAUGAAAAAGUAUAAAUAUUUCUUGUUCUAUACACUUAAGUCGAUGCAUGCAGAACUACACAUGCGAUAGCUGCUCCUGCCCUGUCUGACAAACCAAACCUAUCGCACGUUUUUGAAAGUAAAACAUAGUCGACUGCAGUUUUGAUGCUCGUACUCUCGGAAUUAAUACUUGAAGCUCGAGACUGAAUUUGGAUAGGUUCUUCGCAAUCCGACUGGGUGCAUUCCGAUCCAGAAGAGUUACUCAAAUAUUCCGUACAUACUUUGGUUACUUUUGGUUGGUUGCUUGCAUAUUUUUCUCGUAAUAGCUUUCUUUUUAGUGAACUUGUAAUCUGUUUAGUUGUACGAACGUCAAUGCCACCUAUCAUCAUUUGUCUAGCUGUUCGUUGAUCUGUUAUGAAGUUGUGUUCUCUUAAGGCGGGUACAGACUGCUGCAACGCAACAUGCAAUGCAACACGAAACGAGCAUUGCAUCAGUGUAGACGCGGGGCGCGCACAACGUGCGCACGAACCGCGCAUGUACCUACUCACAUCUGUUUCCGAGAUGCGCGCGAACGGAUCGCUCAGACUGCAAAAGAACACGCAAAGGAAUGGAUCGUGACGACCAAUUGCGGGCUCUGAUGAUAGUCAGUGCUUCAUUAUUAAUAGUGAAUCAUGUGAUAAAACGCAGAAGACAUCGACGUUGGUGGCGUACAGAGUUGUAUAGUCAGAGAGCUGGUGCAAAACCAAUGGCCGAUAUGAGAUUAACUGGACAAUUUCAAAAUUUCUUAAGGAUGAGUCCAACGACAUUUGAAGAUCUACUCAGAUUAGUCGGACCAAGAAUUUUUCGGAAUCGCACACAGUUAAGGGCUCCAAUUUCAAUCCAAGACAGACUGGCAAUAACACUUCGUUUUUUAGCUAGUGGUGACUCGUACACAAGUUUACAGUAUACCUUCAGAGUAUCAAAACAAGCCAUAAGUGGCAUUAUUACAGAAGUAUGCUCCGCCAUAAUUGAGGAAUUAAAAGAUUAUAUCAAGCUUCCAACGACAGAAGAAACUUGGUUGAACAUAAGCAAACAGUUUGAAGAGAAAUGGAAUUUUCCACACUGUUUAGGGGCACUGGACGGAAAACAUGUUGUGCUUGAGGCACCUAUCAAAAGUGGAACUGAAUUCUACAACUAUAAAAACUUCUUUAGCAUCGUUCUUUUUGCUUUGGUUGACGCCGAUUAUAAUUUUCUAUUUGUAGAUGUGGGAUGCCAAGGAAGGAUUUCAGAUGGUGGCAUCUUUAAAGAUACAAAACUCUGUGAAAUGAUAGAAGAUCGUACAAUAAACCUUCCAUCACCUGAUUCACUCCCACGGAGACAUAUUCCAAUACCAUAUUUCUUUGUGGGUGAUAGUGCCUUUGCUUUAAGUUAAAAUCUGAUGAAACCAUAUGCUGGGGCACAUCCAAAAGGCACUUCAAAGAGAGUAUUCAACUACAGGCUAAGCAGAGCCAGAAGAACUGUUGAAAAUGCAUUUGGUAUCAUAUCGUCUGUCUUUAGAGUUCUCAGAAAACCAAUGCUUUUACAGCCUGAUAAAGCUGAGCUAGUGGUUAUGGCAAUUGUCCUUUUACAUAAUUAUUUGAGACGUCACUCUAGAAAUACAUAUAUGAAUGACACUGAAGAUACGAAUGAAGACACACGUAGGCAAAAUAAUGAAGAUAUGAGAUCACUACUACCUAUGAGAAAUAUUCCUCAAAAUUUCCUUUGAUCUGUACACUUCAAUUAAUUGAAGCACUUUUUCUUCACUCCAUGUAAAUGUAACCGCCUCCUCCGCCGCAGUAGCGUCGUCUUGUUCCAUGUUCGCGCGCGUCUAGCCGUACACACCAGGGAUGUUGCAGAUGCCGAUAUUUUCACAUCCGCGGAUACGGAUGCGGAUGCGGAGUUUAGCAGGCUCAC